Molecule: messenger RNA, 294 nt
Organism: Sporothrix brasiliensis 5110
Lineage: Eukaryota; Fungi; Ascomycota; Sordariomycetes; Ophiostomatales; Ophiostomataceae
Exons: 1
Coding region: 1-294 (97 amino acids)
Source: RefSeq, a predicted model, not a curated record
AUGAAGACUGUGAGGACCACGAGUAUCAAGAGCGCCGCGAACGCCCUGAACACCGCGAACACCUCGAACAACGCGAAUAUCAUGAACAAAACGAUUAUGGCGACCCGCAGCGACACCACCGUCAUUACGAGCACAAGCACGGGCGCCGACACGAGUAUGAGCGUGGAAAGGGACACCAAAUCAGGACCAGCCACGAUCAUGGCCGAAGGUCUAGUGACCGAUACGAUGACGCCCGCAUUAGCAAAGAGCGACGACGAUACGACAAAUAAGUAUGGUGGCCAUACUGCGAUGUAA